AUGACAAACACUAACGUUACGGAUAUGUCGGUUGAGGAUCGCUACGCGCUGAUUCGUAGCGUAGGUGAGGAAUGUAUUCAGGAGACGGAGUUAAUGAACCUUAUCGCGAAGAAGCCAAACAUUCGCUGCUACGAUGGAUUUGAACCAUCUGGUCGUAUGCACAUUGCACAAGGUGUUUUUAAGGCUGUAAACGUAAAUAAAUGUACUCAGGUUGGUUGUGAUUUUGUUUUUUGGGUGGCAGAUUGGUUUGCUCUAAUGAACGACAAGGUUGGUGGAGAACUUGACAAGAUUCGCAUUGUUGGCGAGUAUCUUAUUGAGGUUUGGAGGGCUGCAGGGAUGAACAUGGAUAAGGUACACUUUCUUUGGAGUAGCGAUGAAAUCACAAAUAACGCUGCAGUGUAUUGGAAGAUGGUACUUGAUAUUGCCCGUCGUAAUACCAUUGCACGUAUUAAAAAAUGUUGUACCAUUAUGGGUAAACAGGAAGGUACUUUAACAGCAGCACAAAUUCUUUAUCCGCUUAUGCAGUGUGCUGAUAUAUUUUUUCUAAAGGCUGAUAUUUGUCAACUUGGUCUUGAUCAACGUAAGGUAAACAUGCUUGCGAGGGAGUACUGUGAUCUUAUUGGACGCAAACUGAAACCUGUCAUCCUUUCUCACCAUAUGCUUGCUGGACUUAAGCAAGGUCAGGCUAAGAUGAGCAAAAGUGAUCCCGACAGUGCUAUUUUCAUGGAAGACACCGCAGAGGAUGUGGCACGUAAAAUACGAAAUGCAUACUGCCCCCGUAAGGUACAAGUUAAAACAGAAGUCACAGAUGAUGGGGCACCUGUGUUGAAUGAUGAUAAAAAUCCCGUAUUGGAUUAUUUUGAGCAUAUUGUCUACUCUCGUCCAGGAAGCAGCAUUACCGUGGAUGGUACUAUUUACGCUACGUAUGAGGAGCUGGAAACAGCCUUUGUUAAUGGUGCCAUUUCAGAGGAAUCAUUAAAGGAAGCCCUCAUUGAGGCUGUGAAUGUUCUCUUGGAACCCGUACGUCAACACUUUGCAAAUGACUCAAAUGCAAAGAAACUGCUGGAGCAGGUACUUUCCUUCCGGAAAGGUGGAGCCGCACCGCCGUUGGCAUCUAUUUCAGUUCCAGAACAGUCGUCGACGCCACUCGCCGUUGCGUGGCUGCCGGCGGUCAUUAAACUCCCUGUUGACUACGCCGUAGCGCUGAGCGUGGCGGUCAAAAAGUUCCUCCGUGAAAACCCACAGGGUGAGGUGGUGUUACUUCUCCCCGAGUGGACCGCCUUUGCGUGUAAUGAGAUCACAGGGGAGGAGAAGGCCAUUAACGCCGCACUCGAACUCAAUCUCGCGUUGCUGCAAUCGCACUGGUUGUCCAACUCGCAGGUGCGGGUGGUGCGUCAAGGAGAACUCAUUCACAGAGACCCAAAUACAUAUUGGGUGAAUGCCAUUCACGCCGGCCGCCGCAAUCGCCUGCAGAGGGUAGAGGAGGCCUGCGGGGAAUUAAAGUCCGCCGGUAAUGUUGUCGCAGCGCUCAUGUACACAGCAGACGCCGCCGCACUUGGCGCUACACACAUUUUCACUACUGCACGUGAUCACGGUCCACACAUUCUCUUGCGUGAAUUCUUCGCCGACCGCAUUGUGAGUGUGGAUGUUGUGGAAAAUGUUAUUCCACCACUCCACCGCCCACAGGAGGACACAGCAGCAGCAUCAACCACAACAACUGCUGACGAUCUGCUCACUGUGGAUGACACCGAUAUGGAUCUGCGACGCAAAAUCAAAAAGGCGUACUGCGCCCCUAACGAAUCACACAAUCCUGUGCUUUCCAUCGCCGCCUGGUUGCUGCAGGAGCGCGGGGAGUUGCUGGUGGAGCGGGCCGCAGACAACGGCGGCAACACAACAUACACCGCCGAGUCGCAGCUACGCGAUGACGCCCUGAGUGGGGCACUACACCCCGCAGACUUGAAGGCCGCCGUAACAAAGUGGUUGUUGGAGGGUUGUGUGGCCACAAAGGCCGUUCUCUCCAGUGCUGAUGGCAAGAAGAACUCACAAACACUGCGUCAGGCGGAGAAGACACUAUCGAAGAAAUCCAAGUGA
Trypanosoma theileri is the source of this 2091-nucleotide messenger RNA. RefSeq names its product putative tryptophanyl-tRNA synthetase. Gene Ontology annotation, molecular function: aminoacyl-tRNA ligase activity; ATP binding. Lineage: Eukaryota; Euglenozoa; Kinetoplastea; Trypanosomatida; Trypanosomatidae. Gene Ontology annotation, biological process: tRNA aminoacylation for protein translation. The transcript has a single exon. Bases 1 to 2091 code for a protein of 696 amino acids. The record is from RefSeq and is a predicted model, not a curated record.